AUGCAUUCUUUCUUUCUUUCUUUCUUUCUUUCUUUCUUUCUUUCUUUCUUUCUUUCUUUCUUUCUUUCUUUUAUUCGCCAUCGCUAUUUUGUCCCAUGCAUUCUUUCUUUCUUUCUUUCUUUCUUUCUUUCUUUCUUUCUUUCUUUCUUUCUUUCUUUCUUUCUUUUAUUUGGUUCAUUGUUAUUAUUACAAUGUCUUUCUUUCUUUCUUUCUUUCUUUCUUUCUUUCUUUCUUUGCGUCCACUCUCUUACAAAUCCUAAUCUUCUUUCAAUCACAGCCUUCCAUUAUGAUCGCAGUUUUCUGAUGACGACCCUCAUUAGACGCGGUUGCUGUCAGCAUUCCUUUGCUUCGUUUACCUCACACCCCAAAAUACCUGCUACCUGCCUUAGUCUCCCACCGCUGCAGCCUAUCGUCACGACCACCUCAUCCCAUAGACCAUCACCCAAACCCACUUUUCCUUUGAACCCGAGGACCGCGUUUUUCCUCACAUAUAAUGUAACUACACUUUCAUACAGCCAUCUUCAACAAUUAACACUCGCCAACGAUGUUUUUGUAAUGAUUUCCUCUUUUGCAUUGUCGGCACGUACACUUAUAUCUUUAUAUUUACAUAUCUACUUUUAG
Acanthosepion pharaonis is the source of this 621-nucleotide messenger RNA. NCBI's taxonomy places the organism in Eukaryota, Metazoa, Mollusca, Cephalopoda, Sepiida, Sepiidae. The record is from the annotation of a GenBank genome assembly.